UUGGCCGGGGGGAUGGUGGGCAUCGGGGGCAUCCAGAGCGAGAAGGAGACUAUGCAAUGCCUGAAUGACCGCCUGGCCUCCUACCUGGAGAGGGUUAGAAGCCUGGAGGCUGAUAAUCGGAGGCUGGAGAUCAAAAUCCGGGAACACCUGGAGAAGAAGGGACCCCAGGUCAGAGACUGGGGUCAUUAUUUCAAGACCAUCGAGGACCUGAGGGCUCAGAUCUUUGCAAAUUCUGUGGACAACGCGCGUAUUGUUCUACAGAUUGACAAUGCCCGUCUUGCUGCUGAUGACUUCAGAGUCAAGUAUGAGACGGAGCUGGCCAUGCGCCAGUCUGUGGAGAAUGACAUCAGUGGGCUCCGGAAGGUCAUUGAUGACACCAAUAUCACUCGGCUGCAGCUGGAGACAGAGAUCGAGGCUCUCAAGGAGGAGCUGAUCUUCAUGAAGAAGAACCACGAGGAGGAAGUAAAUGGUCUACAAAACCAGAUUGCCAACUCUGGUUUGACUGUGGAGUUGGAUGCGCCCAAAUCUCAGGACCUCAGCAAGAUCAUGGCAGACAUCCGAGCACAGUAUGACGAGCUGGCUCGGAAGAAUCGAGAGGAGCUAGACAAGUACUGGUCCCACCAGAUUGAGGAGAGCACCACAGUGGUCAGCUCGCAGACUGCUGAGAUAGGAGCUGCUGAGAUGACACUCACAGAGCUAAGGCGUACGGUCCAGUCCUUGGAGAUUGACCUGGACUCGAUGAGAAAUCUGAAGGCCAGUUUGGAGAACAGCCUGAGGGAGGUGGAGACGCGCUAUACCAUGCAGAUGGAACAGCUCAACGGGAUCCUGCUACACCUGGAGUCAGAGCUGGCCCAGACUCGGGCAGAGGGGCAGCGCCAGACCCAGGAGUACGAGACCCUGCUGAACAUCAAGGUCAAGCUGGAGGCUGAGAUCGCCACCUACCGCCGCCUGCUGGAAGAAGGGGAGGACUUCAAUCUUGGUGAUGCCCUGGACAGCAGCCACUCCAUGCAAUCCAUCCAAACAACUACCACUCGCAGGAUUGUGGACGGCAAAGUAGUGUCUGAGGUCAACGACACCAAAGUUAUAAAACGUUAAAGGCAGCAGAAGUGGGGCCCCCCUUGGGGUGGGGUCAGGAAGCCAAUAAAAUGUUCAGAGGUCACUGAACUUUA
This is a messenger RNA of Miniopterus natalensis, 1169 nucleotides long. It is a transcript of the gene KRT18, whose product is annotated as keratin 18. Gene Ontology annotation, molecular function: structural molecule activity. The record is from RefSeq and is a predicted model, not a curated record. Gene Ontology annotation, biological process: intermediate filament cytoskeleton organization. Gene Ontology annotation, cellular component: keratin filament; cytoskeleton. Lineage: Eukaryota; Metazoa; Chordata; Mammalia; Chiroptera; Miniopteridae.